AUGUCGCAUAAUAAUAUCCAGGGAACAUUGUUACAUAUCCCUGCAACGGUCUACAUACUAGACCUAAAUUCUAACGGGUUUAAGGGGGAAUUGCCUAAAUUGUCAAAUGGAACAUCGCUAUUGAUGUUGGAUCUCUCGAGUAAUUUCUUUGUGGGAUCAGUACAUCAUUUUUUGUGUUCCUAUAGUCCAGAAGUUUUUCUCAGAAGUACUCUAAAUUUGGGAAACAAUCAUUUGUCGGGGGUCAUCCCAGAGUGCUGGGACAAAUGGCACGAGUUGAUUUAUUUAAACUUGGAGAAUAAUGGUUUGUCUGGUGAGAUUCCAGGAACAUUGGGCUCUUUACGUCAGUUAAUAUCACUGAACUUGCGUGGGAACAAGCUCUUGGGAAGAAUACCUGCUUCUCUAAUGAAUUUGAAAUAUUUGGAGAUCCUUCAAAUUGAUAGAAAUGAACUUGUUGGGAGCAUUCCAAAAUGGUUUGGUAACCUCUCUUCUUUGAGGCUUCUCAACCUUAGAUCCAACCAUUUUGUCGGAAAUAUUCCCUAUGAGCUGUGUCAUUCUACACGUAUCCAAAUAUUGGAUCUUGCUAAUAAUGAUCUAUCUGGAUCUAUUCCAAGAUGUUUCAACAACUUUAGUGUCUUUUUGGGCAAAACAGUUCUCAAUAAUAAUCAAAUGAUGUUCUUUGGUACUAGAUCUAAAUUUGUUAGCGGUAGUGAUUCAUUGGUGAUGAAAGGACGAGAAGACACAUAUGAAACUAUUCUUGGACUGGUGACGUUGUUGGACCUUUCAAGUAACAAUCUUGUUGGGCCCAUUCCAAGUGAACUAACGGCUCUCCGAGAGUUAAAGUCUUUGAACUUAUCAAGUAAUCAAUUGACUGGAAGGAUCCCAGAUAAGAUUGGAGACAUGAAAUCACUUGAAACUCUUGAUCUGUCACUGAACAAGCUUUCAGGGAAGCUUCCGUUGAGCCUGUCAAGCUUGACGUUUUUGAGUAGCUUCAAUGUGUCCUGGAACCAAUUGACAGGAAGAGUUCCUUCAAGCACCCAGCUUCAGAGCUUCCAUGAGUCCAGCUUCUUUGGCAACAAACUUUGCGGAGAUCCACUCAAACUUUGUUUACCAACUGAAGUACCCAAUGCAGAAGUUCAAAAAGAAGACAAUGUAUCACAUGGAGCUACAGAUUGGGGGUUGAUUGCCAGCGUUGUGGUUGGAUUAUUUAUUGGUUUCUGGCUCAUUGUGGCUCCUUUGAUGGUUAGCGGAGUAUGGAGGGUUGCGUACUUUGGUUUCCUGAGUGACCUGAGAUAUAAGACAUACGAUGUUAUGCGUAAGUACUUACGGAGGCAACAUGUUUUCUAA
Molecule: messenger RNA, 1344 nt
Organism: Erigeron canadensis
Lineage: Eukaryota; Viridiplantae; Streptophyta; Magnoliopsida; Asterales; Asteraceae
Product: receptor-like protein EIX2
Exons: 1
Coding region: 1-1344 (447 amino acids)
Molecular function (GO): protein binding
Source: RefSeq, a predicted model, not a curated record